UCCAUCUAGGCAGCGUGACAGAGGAAAUAUACUCAAUUCAGCCUUGCAACAACACUCAGGGGGAGGGCCACCAAUGAGUGGUGAACAGCUACUAGCUUCUCUUGCUCCCUUGCCCUUCAUUAACGAAAGAGAGAUUGGGGACAAGUGAUGGUAGGUAAUUACAGGGCGAUUGCUUCCAGCUGUUCUCAGGCUAAAGCUCCUUCUACUUGUUUAGGCAGCGUGCCAGAAGCACCAGGGUCUUCUUGAGUGAGUGACCACCCCUAUUAUUAUUUUUAAAAAUUAUUAUUUUUAGCCUGCCUCUUCUCCCGCUUUCUGGAUGGCAUGAGAGGGAGAGGGAGAGAGAGAGAGAGAGAUACUUUCUCCAGCCUUGCUGAGGAUCAUGAGAAGCUAAAUUUCACACAUCUCAGAAGCACUACAUUCAAGAGGGCUGAGUAGAGCAAGGGGUUUGGUGGGCGCGCAAGAUCCAUCCGGAGGGAAAGCAAAGGAGAAAAAGCUGGACUUCUCUCGACGUAGCUUAACAGGCGGGCAGCUGAAAACGAGGGAAAGGGUCGGGUCGGUGUGACGGGACCGACUUUGAAGAGAAAACCGAACCUCCCGCGUCCCCGAAACCGCCCGGGAUUCUUCUGCAGCUCUUCCGCCACACUUCAAAGGCCUCGCAUCACAACCGGAUGGCUACGUGAAACUUCUUCCGCUCUACUUUUCCCAGUCUCUUGGAGGAAGUCUACAGUGCACGUUUCUAGGGUGGCUCGCGUUUUGGCAUUGAUUAUCCCGCAAAUGCCACGGUGAGCCGGAGGUAGAGAGGACCCCUUCCCCGCGUCGUCGCCAGCGCUUUUCUUCUUGCUCCGCCCCCUUUCCCACCCACGUGCAUAGAGUCGGAACGAUAAAUCUGUCCAGCUUCCUGUCAAACUCGGGCUGAGCUGACGUAGCUCUUUACCCCCGCAUGGAACCCGGAAGUGAUGGCGAAAGCAGAGGGGUGUGAGGGGGCGAGGUUUUUUUGGGGGGGGGGUGUUUCUUCUUUUUUUGGCAGUUGUUUUUCGGGAUUGGGAGGCCGGCCUGGUAACGGCGGCGGCAAAUGGGGAAGAAGCCUUUUGUGGUGCGCGCGCCUGGGACCGUUAUUUGCCCCUUUCCUCGGAUAGGGGAGGAAGGUCAUAACUUCAAGUAUCAUUGAAGCAACUAUUUGUUUGGAAAAGGUUGGCUUAUUUAUGACAGUUCUGAUUUUAAAGUGGCACAAUUGCAAUGAAGAAAAGGAGAAGACUCAAUGUAAAUCUAGAUGACAAAAUACAUCUUGAUCAUCGGCGGGAUCGUACUGAUAAGAUUCCUGCAGCAGAUUCUGAACAGGAAGCUCAUGUUGAUUCUGCAGAAGUAGCUACUGCAGGCCAGUUCAUAUAUUCCAAAGAACUUUCUCUGUUGCCUGAUCAAAGAAAGCUUUUAACUUCUUUGCAAUACAAUAAAAAUCUACUUAAAUAUUUGAAUGAUGAUCGACAGAAACAGCCAUCUUUUUGUGAUCUUCUUAUAACUGUUGAUGGAAAAGAAUUUAGUGCCCACAAAGUAGUAGUUGCUGUUGGGAGCAGUUACUUUCAUGCUUAUUUGAGCAAAAAUCCAAAUACAAAUGUUGUUACCUUGGAUCAUGUAACACAUUCAGUUUUCCAUCAUUUGCUUGAGUUUCUUUACACAUCACAGUUUUUUUUAAAUAAAAAUGAAGUACCUUUAGUUUUAGAAGCAGCAAAAUUUUUAGAUAUUAUUGAUGCAGUUAAAUUGCUGAACAGUGAAAAUAUUUCCAUUUCACAAUCUGAAGAGAAAACAAAAAACCCAUCUCAGGUAGAAAAGACAACCGAACAAACUCCUAAAAUAGCCAACAAUCACCAAUGCACUUUGUGUAAUCGUAAUUUUUGUUACAAGAAAUCAUUAGAAAAUCAUUUGUCCAAAGCACACAAAUCAUCUGCACAGGAAAAAGAACAUGGGCUAAAAAUGGUUGAGAAGUCAGUUAUUUCUACUAGACGAUCAGUGCGAAAUCGCAAAUGCCCAGCAAAAUUUGAUCAGAGUGACAAUGAAAGUGGUAAUGCAUCUGAUAACAAUUUAGAUAGAAUUGCUCCUAGUAAGGAGAGUAGUGAAUCUGAAGAUAGUGGAAGUGAAUACAAUACUGAUGAAGAUAGGCAGGAAGAGGACACUUUGGGAGAUGAUACCGAGUCUGAACAGCACAGUGAAAAAGAAUGUGGUGGAGAGAUCCAUGAACCAGAUGGUCCAGCAGGAAAUAUUUCUGAAGACAAUGUUUCCACGUGUAUUCCACCUAUUCUUCAGAACAGCAGCAAAAAAUGUUUGCAGUGUCCUAAAUGUGAUAAAACAUUUGAUCGACCAGGGAAAUUUGAAAGCCAUGCUCGAGUACAUACGGGUGAAAAGCCUUUUGAGUGUGAUAUUUGCCAGCAGCGUUAUUCAACCAAAUCUAACUUAACAGUACACAGAAAGAAACACAACAAUGAAAUGGAAUUUCAUAAAAAAGAACACAAAUGUUCAUAUUGUAACAAACUGCAUGCCACCAAAAAGACCCUGAUAAAGCAUGUAAAAAG
This is a messenger RNA of Python bivittatus (Burmese python), 2564 nucleotides long. NCBI's taxonomy places the organism in Eukaryota, Metazoa, Chordata, Lepidosauria, Squamata, Pythonidae. The record is from RefSeq and is a predicted model, not a curated record.